AUUAUACGGUUGCAGUGUUCAGGAAGAAAAGUAAAAGGCGGCAAGUUUCCAAAAUAAAAUCUCGGUUUUCGACUAAGAACACUUCGUUCUUGCUCUGCGCUACACCUCCUGCGUUGGAUUUCUGUUCUUCUCUCGAUCUUCUGGCGAGGCGUCGUGCGUCCCGCAUCUUGUUGAUGAGUUUAGGGUUCGGAAUCGCUAACCAACAUUCCCAGGAUUUCGAAUGACUCCGGAUCUGCUUUCCUUUGACAUAGAGCAUUUUGGCUUGAAGAUCCUGUUGCCGCACAUCUUUAAAGCAACUUUAAGGAAAAUAGUAUGACCAUGAAACCUUCCAACCAUCGAAAAGCAACAACCACUUCAGGUACAAAAGAUGGUCUUGGUUGCAACAACUCGGAUAGCAUCAAGGUCAGGAAGCAGAAACGAAAAAUAACAGGGAAUAGCAGUUUUGAGUUAGGUGGACAACUUCUCAAUUCUAUUCAGAUGAAUCAUAUGGGUAAUAAAGGUCAACAAACUAAUUUUGUGGAAACUCUAUCAGAAGAUUUGGAAUCUCUACAAAGAAAACAUCAGGAUUCUUAUGGAAAAGUGAAACUUCAACUCUUCCCAAUAGAUGAAGAAACUAAGAAAAUGUUAGAACAGGGUAAUCUCAAUCCGUACCUAGAAUUGACUUUAACAACUAGGAAGAAAAUAUCAUCAGUUGUGAAACAUCUCAACAAUAAGUGGGGCAGCUCAAAAUUUGCAUCAGGAAAGCUUAUGCUUUUUCCAAAUAAUGUUUGCCUGGAUAAUCUAUCUGACAGUAGUAAAUGGACUUUGGAAGAUUCAAAUCUCACUGCUGCUGAUGUACAUGCUUCCCUUGGUAGCCCUGCAGUCUUUCGUUUGAGAUAUGGAUGGUUCAAUGUUGACCAGACAAAACAGUUGGCAUCUGUGGCACUUGCUGGUUAUGACAUCUUAAGAAAGAACAAUUAUUUUGACGAGGAAAACAAUGAUAAGGUUUGUUCUGUAUCAGGCAAAGAGCAUGGACAAUGUCAUACAGACAAUUCAGUAAAUCCCACCAUCCAGGCACCAAUGUCAGAAAAAGUAAUCCAGAAUGUGGGUGACCAGAAUAAUGUGAAAGCCAUCAAUACAUCAUUGAUUGAUUGUCUAUCCGGCAUGAGCUUUGGAGCCAUAUUUUCUGAAGUUUCAGAUGCUCCUGUCAAUCUUGAUCCAUUAGACACUCAGAAUUUAACUCUUCCUCAAAUUCCCUUAACUUGUGAUUCCUUUGAUGCUGCCAUAUCUGCAUUUAUGCAUGGACAUCAAUACAGUCAUCCAUCAUACCGGAUCGCCCCUCCUUCCAUCUUGGAAGCUGAAGAAACAUGCCAUCCAUUUCCUUUCCCAAAGGCUGCUCCCUCAAGUCAGGACAUUCCAAUUUCACCCCCACUUGUUUCUCCCACAAUGGGAUGUACCAAUAUGCUAGAUUCACCGGUGAAGCAGGUAUCCUUGGCUGAUAAUUGUCCUGCACCAGCCACUAGUCCUCAGCUGCAUGAUGCAACUGUUGCUUGUGUCAAACCCAAAUCUGUUUUGCAGCGCCAUUCCCAGGACAGGCUUGCUGAAGACCUAAAUGCACACGCAGAGUUUCAAGCAGAAGUUCAACUUAAUGAAAGCAACCAAUUUGGCGGAAUGAACCUUAUCUCGACGGAUUCAUUGGGUCCAUUAGAGAUUGUUGCAGCAUGCCCUAAAGAGAGGAAUGAUGGUGAAACUGAUCAAAUCAUUGGUCUUGGUGGACUGAUUGCAAGCAGCAUGGAUGCAUUUCAGAACUUUUCGAUUGUUUGAAACGGAGAUAAACUCUAGCUCUACACUCUUGGAACUACAAAAGCAUAAGCAUUCAAGCUCUGUGGAACUGCCUAAAAUAUGGGAUCAUCUGCUGAAUGAAGUGGAGAGUGUUCUGGAUUAGGAAUAUGAACCAUCCACACAAGACGCCUCGUUCCGUAGGUUUAAAUGACUAAUUGUUCAUAGAACUAAACUAUCACUUUAAUCCUUGUUCUACUUUCGUAAGUAUAAUUUCUAGUUGCAACUCUCUGUAUUCUGCUUUUGUGUAUAUUUUGUUAAUACCAAGUCCUUUAAGAUUUUUUUUUUUUUGAAAAAUAUUGGGCAACGUC
Messenger RNA from Zingiber officinale, 2129 nucleotides. RefSeq names its product TSL-kinase interacting protein 1-like. Gene Ontology annotation, molecular function: chromatin binding. Gene Ontology annotation, cellular component: nucleus. The transcript has 8 exons. NCBI's taxonomy places the organism in Eukaryota, Viridiplantae, Streptophyta, Magnoliopsida, Zingiberales, Zingiberaceae. The record is from RefSeq and is a predicted model, not a curated record. Gene Ontology annotation, biological process: pattern specification process. The coding region runs from base 313 to 1803 and encodes 496 amino acids.